UGUAAUGUGAAAGUAAAUUUUUUUUGCAAAUAUUUCGAGGUUAUUUAGAAAUGUACUUGAAGAUUUAAAAACUUUUGUACAAAAAGGUUUUGGCUACUAGUGAAAAUGGGGGCUUCAAGAGGCUCUAAUGAUGAAUAUUUAUUCGACCCUCAGCUUUUGAAGGGUUUGGAUUGGAAUUCAGUACUGAUUAAUUUAAAUCCUCCAAUUACCAACGAAAAUCCUGGAGAGCCAUGGUUGCUAGUUCGACCGUUGGCCCUUUCAGAUUACAGUAAAGGAUAUGUACAAAUAUUGUCACAAUUGACUAGUGUUGGAAAUGUGUCUACAGCAGAUUUUGAAGGUCAGUUCCGCAAUAUGCAAAAAGCUGGUGGAUAUUACGUAACAGUUAUAGAAGAUACCAGAAAUAAUAAAAUAAUUGGUGCUUCAUCUCUAAUAACCGAAUUUAAGAUGAUACAUAAUUGUGGCUUGAGAGGUCGCCUGGAAGAUGUUGUUGUAAAUAAUACAUACAGGGGAAAGCAGUUAGGAAAACUAAUUGUACUCACAGUGUCACUUCUUGCAAAGAAAUUAGGCUGCUAUAAAAUGUCUCUGGAUUGUAAGGAUAGUUUAAUACCAUUCUAUAAAUCUAUUGGAUAUAAAUUAGAACCUGGCAAUGCGAAUUCUAUGAUUGUUCGUUUUGAAGAGCCUUCAAAACCUGUGGAUCCUUCCUGACAAUUAGCCGCCAAUGCUGCCAAUGUCAAAUCCAAACUUUAACUGUUUUUUUUUUAUAGUUCAUGCCCUUUGUAGCUAUACGUGUAUCAUGGCACUGUUUAGUUGAAGUUAAUUUUAAAAUACACGAGUUCUUUUGAGUUACACGAUCUUAACAAGAUCUUAAUAUUAUGUUUUGGUAAGGAAGUGUUAAAUAGUGCAAUCAAUUUGCUUUUUUACAAUAAAUAAUUUUCAAAAAUAUUAAUAGACAUUCAAAACAAUUUUAUUUAAUUCAUUAUUUAUAAUUAUUAUGACAAAGGUUUGCUUAAUGAAGUAAACACUUUAUACUUAUUUAUAUUUAUACUUCGAGAUAUAAAAUUUGUUGUCUAGAAUAUAUCAUUUAUUUAUUU
Molecule: messenger RNA, 1091 nt
Organism: Anoplophora glabripennis (Asian longhorned beetle)
Lineage: Eukaryota; Metazoa; Arthropoda; Insecta; Coleoptera; Cerambycidae
Gene: Gnpnat
Product: probable glucosamine 6-phosphate N-acetyltransferase
Exons: 4
Coding region: 106-705 (199 amino acids)
Biological process (GO): UDP-N-acetylglucosamine biosynthetic process
Cellular component (GO): endoplasmic reticulum; endoplasmic reticulum-Golgi intermediate compartment; Golgi apparatus
Molecular function (GO): monosaccharide binding; glucosamine 6-phosphate N-acetyltransferase activity
Source: RefSeq, a predicted model, not a curated record